AUGGCCUCCAAGGUUUUAUCACGUGUUAAAGAGUUUUUUAACACACUCAGGGAUCUUCAAGAAGACAAGAAUAACCAUUUGAUCACUUAUGCGGAUGAUAUCCAAAUAUUGAAAAACCAUGGAGACAGAAUUUCUCUCUUAAAUGUCGACUGCGGAGACCAGGAAGUCUUCAUUUGUGAAAAAGUUGCCCCGAAACCAAAUGACUCCAAUAAUGAGUCAGCGCUUGAGACAUCAAACUCCAUCGAAGACGAUGAAGGUGAUGUGUUGACUGCCCUUGAACCUGAAACUGAACUGACACCACAACCUCUCACCAUGGAAAAAGCAAGGCAAUUGCUGUCUUGGUAUACGUUAUCGCAAAAUGCCAACGUUCAUUCUGUGGAUGAUCCAUCGUUGCGACCUCUUUGGGUACGAUGUGACAUGUCAGAUCCAGCUCGUACAACCUGGGUUGGAGCAGAAGGUGUCUGUGUCUCCAGUAAAGUCUGUGGUGUCAAAUUAUACUCUGUCACAUGUACAGGCCCUGUGGUGAACCAAAGUUCAUUCAUAACAUUAGAUGAGCUAAAACAAGAGCAUAAGAGAAGGCAUCACCCAUCUACGAUGGCAAUUAAAGGAAGCGCCCAGUUCAUCAUGUUAGGCUCCUCUGUUGUUGAAAACACUACAAUUGAGUCACAAAGUAGAUUGGUAGUGGAUUUCAAGUGGAACCAUGUUGAGAAGGUCCUUGAAACACCCCCGCUGUCCUCUACAGCCACACUAAAUAUCAAAGUUGCCAGUGGAGACAAGAAGAGUCCCAUGUUUAAGGUGUUCAGGGAGCUGCAGUUUCUUCAGAUUCUUGCUGAUGGGUUGAGAAAUGGUGAGAUUAAGUGGAUGGAUCCUUUGGAGUGCAAGUCAGCAGUGGAUCUGACCAAGGAAUACCUUGAAGAGCUACAGAAGCCCAUAAGUUCACAACAGGAACAGGCCUCCAAACCAACAGUGGCUGACCAUGAAAUCAACCCUCCACUUUUUAACACUUUGCUGGAACGAGGCGAUUUGGACUUUGUGGAGCAGCUCUGGGUUCGCAUGAGAAAGAGUGUGGUAUCCUAUGAAGACAUCGUAGACUGCCUGAAAUUGGUCAUCGAGGCCUUGACUUAUGACUACAUAAAGCCUUGGAUUCACAGUGACAAUAGCAGCUCUCUCGGCAAGCUCAUCCGACAGUCUUACGACCAAACGAUCGAACAUGUGUCGCUUACAGGCCUCACGCCUGUCCAAAUGUUGUUAGAAAUGGGCCUUGACAAGAUGAGGAAAGAUUACUUAAACUACCUCAUUGGAGAAGAAUUGACAACUUCAAACAACUUGAGUUACUACCAGAACACAGAAGUGGAUCUACAGGAGCAAGUUGUACGCCUGAGGAAACUGCACCAUCUGCUGGAAGUUGUUAUGACUUGUAAAACAUUCCUAGAUCUGCCCUAUGACAGAUGUUUACUUCUUACACAGUUGUGUUUACAGCACAACAAAACAUCUACAUAUGAUGAGAAUCAUGAGUUCAAACUCCAAAUCGCACCAGUGUUGAUUGCUCAAUUUUACCAGAAAGAAUAUCCAGCUGUGUGGAGAGCAGAAGUGUCUAGUGGGCAAGAGCCUCACAAAGUCAAGACAUCAUUGCAGGUCAGCGACAGACCAGUCAUUGAUCAUGUCAUGUUUGAAGCAGAUAAAUCAGUGGACGAUGACAGCUCAGAGCCUGUCUGGUUCUCCACCUUGGUGAGCUGCAGCCUUGUGAAAUUUGCCUGA
Molecule: messenger RNA, 1758 nt
Organism: Nerophis lumbriciformis (worm pipefish)
Lineage: Eukaryota; Metazoa; Chordata; Actinopteri; Syngnathiformes; Syngnathidae
Source: RefSeq, a predicted model, not a curated record